Siniperca chuatsi (mandarin fish) is the source of this 3333-nucleotide messenger RNA. Its product is annotated as S-arrestin-like. The record is from RefSeq and is a predicted model, not a curated record. Gene Ontology annotation, molecular function: G protein-coupled receptor binding. The coding region runs from base 773 to 1930 and encodes 385 amino acids. Lineage: Eukaryota; Metazoa; Chordata; Actinopteri; Centrarchiformes; Sinipercidae. Gene Ontology annotation, cellular component: photoreceptor outer segment; photoreceptor inner segment. Gene Ontology annotation, biological process: G protein-coupled receptor internalization; signal transduction. The transcript is spliced from 16 exons.
GACGAAUGAGGGACGACACCGUCUUGAAAAUAAUCCAAUGGGGGCGUCAGGUGCCUUUGGAUGGUAUUGAAAGCACAGCUAAAGUCCACAAAGAGGAUCCUGGCGAAAUUGCCCGGUGAAUCCCGGUGCUGGAGGAGGAGGUGCAGCAGGCACUGCAUGUGUUGAUGUAGGCUUGAGAGGCUCGAGGUGAUUUACAGGAUAGAAAAGAAGAGCUUGAAAGUUAAUUAUUGAUUUUAGAAACAGCAGAUGACAAAACAGACUCAAGGUCCACUUACUUGCUUGUUUGUUUGAGCUUUCGGUAUCACAUGGUCUUCAUCAGCAGAUGUAGUCCACUCAGUUGUCACUGAAUAUAUGUUCAUGACUCUGAGCACUUUUAAGACUUUCUGUCCACGUUGGCUCAGAAGUUAAACUUUAACAGUUCAGUCUUGCCUGAGAGAAGCGAGUAAGAGGACCUUUAGUUUAGACUGGUUGUGAAUUAUUGGUUUAGUCAGUAAUAAAUAAACAUCUCAUCAUAAUGAUACUAAACUAAUAAUAAUAAAUAUCUUUCAUUUUGUUACUGGAGCUUUUGGAGAAGGCGUGGGCAGCGAAAGCUUCCUGUUUGUUUGUUCAGGAUUAUCUGUGUGUGUUGAGUCUGUAAUGAUCAGCAUGCUGACCAGGCUGAGUGUCCACUAUAAAUGCAGCUCUGUCAGUCUGAUCAGCUGUUGCAAACCUGCCGUCGUCCUGCUGAUCAACACACAUCACUGCUCUCAGGUCGUGACGUUAGUCGGUCACCAUGAGUCCUAAACACGUCGUCUUUAAGAAAGUUUCCCGCGACAAGUCGGUGGCGGUCUACAUGGCCAAGAGAGACUUUGUGGAUCACUGUGACUUUGUGGAUCCAGUCGAUGGAGUUAUUGUGAUCGACCCGGUGCAGCUCAAAGGAAAGAAAGUGUACGUGAUGUUGUCGUGUACAUUUCGGUACGGCCGUCAGGACAUGGAUGUGAUGGGUGUGGCCUUCAGGAGGGACCUGUUCCUGGUGACCCGGCAGGUUUACCCCGAGCUGCAGGACAAAGAGAAGCUGACUCACACCAAGGUCCAGCAGAAACUGCUCCGAAAGCUGGGAGACAACGCUUUCCCCUUCUUCUUCGAGUUUCCAGACAACCUGCCGUGUUCUGUUGCUCUGCAGCCGGGACCCUCGGACGUGGGAAAGAAAUGUGCCGUGGAGUUUGAGGUGAAAGCUUUCUGUGGCGAGAACCAGGACGAGAAGAUCGACAAACAGAGUUCAGUUCGUCUCACCAUCCGUAAGAUCCAGUUCAGUCCAGACAACAGUGAACUGGUUCCAGUAGCAGAGACCACCUUCGAGUUCCUGAUGUCUGAGAAACCACUGCACGUCAAACUGAGCCUGGCCAAGGAGACGUUCUACCAUGGUGAACCUGUCCGAGUGAACGUAGAAAUCACCAACUCGUCCAGCAGGAACAUCAAAGACAUCAGUGUGUCAGUCGAACAGGUGACCAAUGUUGUUCUUUACUCCAAUGACAAAUACGUCAAAUCGGUGGCCAAAGAAGAGACCGAUGACUCGGUCCCGUCUGGUACCAGUCUGAAGAAGGAGUACACUCUGCAUCCUCUGCUGGCUCACAACAAGGACAGGAGAGGACUCGCUCUGGAUGGACGACUCAAACAUGAAGACACCAACCUGGCUUCAUCCAGCAUAGUGAAGCAGGAGGUGCUGAAGGAGGUUCAGGGGAUGCUGGUCUCCUAUAAGGUCGUGGUGAAGAUGAUCGCUUCUGGGACGGUCGGAUCCAGUGAGGUGUCUCUGGAGCUUCCAUUCAAACUGAUGCAUCCUAAACCUGAACCAGCCAGCGAAUCAGACGACAUGGUGUUUGAGGAGUUUAAACGAGUCUACCUGAAGGGAGUGGUCUACGGAGAUGACGACGAGUCUCCCACAGAGGCAUAAACUACAAAGAUGGCCACCACAGACCAGAGUGUCCAGAGCUGAAGAGAAACUCAGUUUGACCUGAAGACACUUGAUAGUGAUUUUAGUGACUCCAUGAUGUUUCCUGUAGCGCCCCCCUCAGGACAAACUGCACAUGUUCAGCUGCUCUACUGUUCAGACUGUUAGAAGAGAGAAUUCAUCAGGAUGAUGUUUGUUCUGUCAUAUUAUAGCUGUAAUGAACUCUGCAGCCUGUAGGGGGCGCUGAUGGUGACACAUGAAUGCAACACAUCAUAAAACAACUGUCGCACACACUGCACCUGUCAGACAGGCAGGCAGCAUAAGCUGAUCGUGAGUUGAAGCUUGGAAAUAAAACAGGUGUUUGUAGAGCUGCAACUAACAAUUAUUUUAUAUAAAUCAAUCUGACGAUUAUUUUCUCAAUUCAUUGAUUCGUUGUUUUCUCUAUAAAAUGUCAGAAACUUCCAGGCCAAACUGUGUUUAAGUCUCUGUCUGUCCAUCACAGUCUGAAGGACGUCCUGAAGGAAACAACAGAUAAAUGUAGACAUGUUCAAAAAUGCAAUUUAUAUUUGCUUUAUUGUGAAAAAUGCUUGUUAAUCAGAUAAAGUUAUUGUCAUAAUCUGCCUGUAAGUGAAUUUUUAAAGAACAUAAACCUAAAAUAUCAUGUCAAGUUUAUUUUUAUUGAUAUGAGAUUGUAAAACCUGACAUCUGUUUAGUAUUGUUAAUCUGUAUAAACAGAUAUCUGCAUAUGAAUGCAGAAUCUGUAGGCAAGGGACAAGACAAGUGUUCUGGUUUCCGUUUGUAGUCCAAGUAGUAUCGACCAAUCACGUUUCAGUCUCAGAACCCAUCGGCUACCAUCUGACGACGAUUUCGCUUUUUAUCAAUCUCGGAACCCUAGAGAUUAGCUUUUUAUUAGCUUCUUUAAAUUCAUCUGAUUUCAAAUCAUAGUCAGAGGACAGCCGAUGGGUUCCGAGAUCGCUAAUCGGACUGUAAACACCAUGACCGGCACACGGACGAGGAAGUCUUGGCCCCGUUAUCCGUUAUCCAGAUAUCUGCUGGCUACACCGGAAGCCCCCAAACAUUGGCUGAGAUUGGUGCAGUGUGUACUUGUACUUUUAUAUUUACUGCAUCAGUGUGUUUGUUGCUCAGUAACUCUGAAUGUAAGUAGUUCCAGUCAGCUUCCUGUCUAAUGAACUCUGAAAUAAAACUUUUAGUUUUUGAGUUAAAGAAAAACAUUUAAUUUCAUUUCUACAUUUUUUUGCAGUUAGUCGUCUUUUAAAAAGAGAUUAGAAAUAAACAAAUCAGAAAUCAGGCAGUAAAUCGCAGAGCUCUUUGUGGUAAAGAUUUAAAUACAAUAUGAAUCUAUCAUCAAGUAUUAAUAAAAUGCAUGAAUGAAAUGUAUCAGAGCA